Polychytrium aggregatum is the source of this 1546-nucleotide messenger RNA. RefSeq names its product mitochondrial carrier domain-containing protein. The coding region runs from base 105 to 1088 and encodes 327 amino acids. Gene Ontology annotation, biological process: glycine import into mitochondrion. Gene Ontology annotation, cellular component: mitochondrion; mitochondrial inner membrane. The record is from RefSeq and is a predicted model, not a curated record. Gene Ontology annotation, molecular function: glycine transmembrane transporter activity. The transcript has 7 exons. Lineage: Eukaryota; Fungi; Chytridiomycota; Chytridiomycetes; Polychytriales.
GCGGAUGGCUCUGCGACCCACGAUUGGAAAUCCAGAAGGUGCGUUUUGCCCGGCGGUGUCUCGCCUGGCCGGGAUCUGCGCUCUUCUCCCCAUCAUCUUUGCCAAUGGCGACAACCGUCCAUAUCUCGGCCUCGGCCUCGACCAAGCGCCCGACCGAGCCGCACAUCCACUUCUUUGCCGGCGGCAUAGCAGGCCUGGUGAGCUGUCUGGUACUCCAGCCGCUGGAUGUUGUCAAAACCAGGCUGCAGCAAGAGCGCCAGCCCCACCCCUCCGCAUCAUCGGUUUCGGGAUCGACGACAUCAACGCUCCACCGUCCGUGGUUCUCGUUGAACCGGCUAUAUUCCGUUGCCAUCUUCUCGAAAGCCAGACAGAUAGUGGUUCAAGAGUCUGUGUGGACCCUAUGGAGAGGAACGCUGGCGACCAUGCUCCGGGCGGCUCCAGGCAGCGCCAUUUAUAUGACCUCGCUGACCGAGGUCCGCAAGCUAUUGAAGCACGGAUUUCAGGAAGAUCGAUUGAUGGGCAUCACCAUGAACGACGGUACCAUCAACAUGGUUUCUGGUGCCUUGACUAGGUCCAUCGGGUUGGUGAUGAUGCCGGUCUCGGUCGUCAAGUCGAGAUACGAGAGCGAUCUCUACAAUUACAAGAGCCUAUGGGAGGCAUUCACUUCAAUUCGCAAGACGGAAGGCAUCCGCGGGCUCUUCAACGGCUUCACGGCGACAGCCCUACGCGAUGCACCCUAUGCUGGCCUCUAUCUCCUCUUUUAUGAAAACAGCAAGGCGAUGUUGAAAGCUGCUCGCUUGCCGUUCCUGCAAGAGUCGGUUUCGAUCAACUUUACGUCUGCGACGUCAAGUAGCAUCGUCGCCACGCUUCUCACCCAGCCGUUCGAUGUCAUCAAAACGCGGAUGCAGAUCAAGCCGCAUCUGUACAAAUCCACGACCCAAAGCAUCGCACUCAUCAUGAAGGAGGAAGGGCUACUUGGACUUUUCUCAGGCCUGAGUCCGCGACUCGUGCGAAAGGCUUGCAGCGCUGCAAUCACAUGGACCCUGUACGAAGAACUUGUCAAGAUUGGUCGCAAGUUGUAUACGUAGCGUCCGCCGGAUCCCCGCAUUCACAUCGACGUAUGCAACCCAGCAUGUCGAUCUGUUGGCAUUAUCCGCAUCUCAAAGCGCUCCUGCUGGACAGCCCACUGGUGUGCGGUAGACUAGGCGAUUAUACAAAUAAGCUUAUCGCAAGCCACCGCUCCCCCGCAUGUGAUUCGCACACCGAGCUUUAUUCCGUUGUCGAGGAAAAUGGUCGUUUCCCUCCGAAUUCCAUGUAUCCGCAGUCUGUCCGGCGCACCCAACACCGCUAUGCAUGGCUCCUGAUUUCAGCAGAUAGACGGAUUGUCUCGCUCUGUCUGUCAGAAGUUGCAUUUUGGGUCGCUCAUGUGUGCAAUGUGAGCAAGCCAUGCGAUUGUUUCCCGUCCUGGUUGGCAAUCACUCUGUGUGGUGCAUUCGCUCGACCACCUGGACAGCUCCAUGGUUUCUCGAUAUCAAGAUGCUCGGCC